UGGUGGAGGAAGGUGUAGAGAAAGCAAAUGUGUGUGUCAGUGUGACUAAAAAUAAAGAGUUAAAGUCAGAACCGGUGGGAGCAUUUCUGUACACAAACACACAUGCUCAUUGAGAAGGCUGCACAGCUGAGGGAGUCUUGACUGAGAGAGCUGUGAACCAUGUCGGUCUGCAUGGUGAAAUCCAGGGGCAGGAACCCGUACGCAGCAGUGCGGGUAGAUCCCGACAGUGACUACAUCACACCAGGAACUCUGGACUUGGAGCAGCUCUUCUGGACGGGCACAGCUGUUCAGUUCACACAUGUCAAUCAAGUGUGGCCCAGCAUAUACAUCGGGGAUGAGAAGACGGCUCUGGAGCGGCCCGGCCUGAGGGAACUGGGUAUCACACACGUCCUGAACGCGGCUGAAGGGAAGUGGAACAAUGUCCUGACGGGACCCGAUUACUACUGUGACUUGAACAUCCAGUACUUUGGCGUUGAAGCAGAUGAUAAACCCACUUUCAACAUCUCCCAGUUCUUCAGUUCCGCAGCCCAUUUCAUCCACGAGGCCUUGAGUCUCCCAGAGAACAAAAUACUGGUGCAUUGUGUGAUGGGCCGCAGCAGGUCGGCGACCCUGGUGCUGGCCUACCUGAUGAUGAAACACAACCUAACUGUGGUGGAUGCUAUCGAGCAUGUGCGACAACGACGGUGCAUCCUGCCCAAUCAUGGUUUCCUGAAACAACUCAGAUCUCUUGACAUCUCACUGCAGGAGGAGAGACUGCAGCUAAGGCUUCAGCUAAAAGACCAACAAGCUUGA
Synchiropus splendidus (mandarinfish) is the source of this 792-nucleotide messenger RNA. Its product is annotated as dual specificity phosphatase 29-like. The transcript has 4 exons. Gene Ontology annotation, molecular function: protein tyrosine/serine/threonine phosphatase activity; MAP kinase phosphatase activity. Bases 160 to 792 code for a protein of 210 amino acids. Gene Ontology annotation, biological process: negative regulation of MAPK cascade; protein dephosphorylation. Gene Ontology annotation, cellular component: cytoplasm. The record is from RefSeq and is a predicted model, not a curated record. Lineage: Eukaryota; Metazoa; Chordata; Actinopteri; Syngnathiformes; Callionymidae.